Molecule: messenger RNA, 2610 nt
Organism: Owenia fusiformis
Lineage: Eukaryota; Metazoa; Annelida; Polychaeta; Sabellida; Oweniidae
Source: the annotation of a GenBank genome assembly
AGGGGAAAAUUCCAUUAGCAAUCCAAAAUGGCGGAUGAGGACCCAACUGGAUCACCAACUGGAGUCAAUUUUCAACGAAAUAACUCUGAAAGUGAUUUAAAUCUAGUUGAAAAGAUGUCCAAUACGAUAAAGAAACCUAACUGGGAACGAUCUCAAAGCGAGUUUCAGUUGGAAAAUAAAAGUUUGGACAAUAUACCCAAAUCAAACUCUACAGAGUAUCAAUCGACAGCUGCAGAGGCUUCCGGAAAAAUAUCCGAACAAAGCAAAGUAUAUUGGGAUUUAUCACAGGCCGAAGAAGAAAUGAAUUUACGUAGUGGUGGGGGACCCAGAAAAUUUCAAAUUUCGUUACAAACAAUCCACCAAAAAGAGGAAUUUAGGCCAAAAGUUAGUCGUGGGAAUGUAUCCGAAGUGAGAGUGUUUUCUCGCCAACUCUCACAAGAGGGCGCCACUUCAAAUGUGUCAUCAAAUACUGUCUCUACAGUAACUGUGACUCGCCAUAAUAGUCAACCGGAAGUAUUUAGCUCCAUAACGACUAACCUUCCGGAAAAUUAUCAACAACGGAAAUCGUAUCUUAAGAUUGCAUUUGCCCAGGCAGCUCAAAAAAUUCAGUCAGGUAUUCGUCAGAUGAAGGUUGACUCUAUUGCUGAGCAAUGCAUUGCAAUACACGAUAUUUUAAAGACAAUCCAACAAGCAUGGGCAACUCCACAAAUUGGACGUGACCUCGCAUAUAAUUUAUGUGACGUCUUUAGAGAUGAGGGUGGACUUGAGAUACUCAUUCACAAUUGUGGCUCGACCAAUCAUGAUCUAAUGAAAGAGUCCGCAGAGUUACUAGAACAAACACUGACUACAGAGAAUCGUGACCGCGUGGCGAAAAAGGGAUUAGAGGUUAUCGUUCGCAUGUCAACUGCAUGUAAAGAGGACCCAGUUCUUUCUAGGGCCACAACUGGUAUCCUAGAAAGCCUUUUGAAACACUCGGAAGAAACUUGCCGCAAGAUAAUUGACUUAGGGGGUCUCGAUGCAUUGUUAUAUUCAUGCCGCAGUAAGGAUCGGCUAAUUCUACGUCAUUGUGCUGUAGCACUUGCCAAUUUAGCAAUAUAUGGGGGUUCGGAAAAUCAAAUAGAUAUGAUUGCUCAUAAAGCGUGUGAAUGGUUAUUUCCGCUUGCAUUCUCAAAUGACGACUCCACACGUUACUAUGCUUGUCUCGCCAUCGUCACACUCAGCGCGAAUAAAGAAAUUGAAAAUGCUGUCGCAAAAUCAGGGACACUGGAACUAGUCACAUCAUUUAUCAAUAGUCAUACACCAUCAGAUUUCGCCAAUGCUGACCAUAGUCACAUUCAUGGGCGGUCUAAGGGCUGGUUACGGAGGUUGAUCCCUGUGCUGGACAGCCAGAGAGAAGAGGCGCAGAGUCUAGCUGCGUUCCACUUUGCAAUGGAGGCAGGCAUAAAAGUACAACAGGACAAGAAAGAGAUUUUCAACGAAAUUGGUGCCAUAGAGCCAUUAAAGCGAGCUGCAAGUUCGCCAAAUAAACUCACGUCAAAGUUUGCGUGUCAAGCUUUGGAGAUUAUUGGUGAAGAGAUUCCAUUCAAACUGUCCUCCCAGGUGGCGCUGUGGACUGUUGAGGAUGUGCAAAACUGGGUAAAACAGGCUGGUUUUGAAGAAUAUUGUGAGGCUUGUAAGGAAUGUCUUGUGGAUGGAGACAUUCUCCUGCAACUUACAGAUGAACACUUGAAGGAUGAUGUUGGAAUAAAAGGAGGAAUCGCAAGAAAAAGGUUCAUUAGAAAAUUGAAAGAGCUGAAGAAAUCAGCUGACUACGAUUGUUGCGAUGCAACUAAACUUGAUGAGUGGAUGACGUCAAUACAUGAAGAUUUCUCAAUGUAUACAUAUCAAAUGAUACAAAGUGGUGUUGAUAAGUUUGUGCUGCCAUCUUUAACAGAUGAUCAUUUAAACAAAGAUUGCCAUAUUGAAAAUGGUAUUCAUCGACUGAAGAUCCUUGAAGCUAUUAAACGAUGCCGUUCAGGGAUUGGCCGAGAUCUUCCCGAUAAUUUCUACCACAAAUCACUUGAUGUUUUCAUCUCAUACAGACGCUCAAAUGGAUCUCAGCUGGCAAGCUUAUUAAAGGUGCAUCUACAACUUAGGGGAUUUACUGUUUUCAUAGAUAUUGAAAAACUGCGUGCUGGGAAAUUUGAUGACAAUCUUUUGAACAGUGUUCGUAAUGCCAAGCACUUUAUCCUAGUUCUAACCCCUGGGGCAUUAGACAGAUGUGCGGGGGACACACUCACUAAGGACUGGGUACACAGGGAGGUUGUAGCUGCAAUAGAAGGGGCAUGUAAUAUCAUUCCUAUAACAGACAACUUCACAUGGCCUGCCCCUGACUCACUUCCCGAUGAUAUGAAAGCUAUAUGCCACUUCAAUGGAAUCAGAUGGAUUCACGAUUACCAAGAUGCAUGUAUCGACAAACUUGAAGAGUUUCUGCGUAAUGACAUCGGUGCAUCCCCUCCCUCCUCAAAGCGACAGACUAGUCUAAAUUCAUCUGGAGAGGGCCAUGGCCCAGUACAUAGAUGGAGUAGUACUGAUACAGACCCUCGAAUGAGUCCUGAUAGCUCAUCUUAA